CUCUCUCUCUGUCUUUCUACUCUUGCACAGUCUCUCCCUCACUCCCUCUUGUCUUUCCUCCUGGCUCAGCUGCUGCCGCUGCUGCUGCUGCUGGAGUGGCGAGGUGCUAGUGGCGGCGACAGUUUUAGUGGUGGAGGAGGAGGUGGUGGGGUGGGUGCAUGUGUUGGGGGUUUUCUCCGAGCUUUAAGGGAAAGCUGGGUAAACCAAUCCAGAUAGCAUAUAGAGAGGGGGUUUUCUCCAUCCCCGGCGAGGCUCCGGCAGCAGGAUUUUUAACUCUCGGUCUUCAGGAUGAAGCUCUGCGCGAGCGGAAGCUCAUUGCUGGAGCAGAAGGAGGACUUACGGAAAAGACUUAACUACACAACACACAAGCUGGAGCUACUGCAGAGCGAAUUUGACUCCACACGGCAGUACCUGGAGACGGAGCUGCGCAGAGCACAGGAGGAGCUGGACAAGUUUACUGAUAAACUGCGCAGAAUACAAAGUAGCUACUCAGCACUGCAGAGGAUCAACCAGGAUCUGGAGGAGAAGAUCCACAGAAAUUCACAGCACCACGAUGAUGAAAAGCGUGCUCUGAGCAGAGAGAUCAUCGUCCUCAACAACCACCUGAUGGAGGCAAAGCUCACCAUCGAGAAGCUUCAAGAAGACAAUGAAAUGUACAGAAAGGACUGUAACCUGGCUGCUCAGCUUCUGCAGUGCAACAAGUCUCUUUACAGGGCCCAACUCUCAGAGCUGCCUGCUGACUUCCAGGAACGCCUGACCAUGCACCUGGAGGAGUCUCCCCUCUGUCACACCUACUCUGACUCUGUCCCGACCUCUCUCAUUGCCAAAGUGCUUGAAAAGCCAGAUGAGGCUUGCAGCAGCAGCCAGGCCUCCCGCUCCCCCAGCCCGCAAACACAGGAACAUGCCUUUAUUUUGGAGAGUUUGGGUCCCGGAGAGCGUUUGGGGCUACGCGGAGCCUAUAAAACUGACCUGUACAGCAGUGACACAGCCCUGUAUUGCCCUGAUGACCGUCACCGUGAGCGGAGGCCCAGCAUGGAUAUUCACGGCGAGAGGAAGCUGCUGUACGGGCCGCAGAACUCCACCGACAGUACUCCAGAGGAAGGUUCGGUUGGGUUGAGAGCUGGCUUCUCCCAGGAGCACUUUGCUAAGUUCCCUCCCCCACUGGGUGCAGCCUCCAGUUCUUACUCGAGUUUUAGUGGAGGGGGGUCUGAGGACAAAGGCAACGGACCGCCCAGCAGUGCAGCUUCUUCCCCCCACCAUCACUCCCUCUACAUGGAAUGGAGGGAUGCAGGGGACUAUGAGAGAAAGAGUGACUCAUCCUGGGAGAGGGACAGUCCACGGGGCUUUGCCAAUGCUCAUCCCUUCCAACAGACAGAGCUGAGCCACCAUCAGAACGGCAGCUCUCCCGUCUACAGCCGUACCAUGUCCUCCUGUUUCAGUGAGCCCUAUGAGCCGCUCCCCCCAUCCUCCUCCCCAAGCGUCGCCUAUGGAGACAGCCGUAGAGGCAGCACAUUGGCCCCCGAGGAAGAGGAGCUGAUUGGUCGGUGGAGACAACUUAGCGUGGAGGACUUAAGUGCUCACACCUACCGCAGCCCAGGACGGGCCUCACCUUACAGCUUCUCGGAGCAGCACUUCUCCGUCCGUCCCGCCAAGAUUCGACUUGGGCCGCUCUACAGCAGUUUCCAGGAAGGGGCUGACUACUACCACCACGGAGUGGAUGUCAUGGACCCAGUGGGUAGCUGCCAGCCCAGCCCCGAAUGCAGCCCAGGGCUGCGCCAGGCUCACAGCCAAGCUCACCUGUACCGAGCUGAGGACAGUCAGGGGUCAGAGCACAGCUUGUACCACUCAGGGAGCUCUAAAGACAGGGAGGGAAAUGUCGCAUCUGGAGGCCAGAGCACUGAUUAUGUAGACCCCAGCCCCAACAGCUCCACCGAGUCUCUCCACCAGAGAUCUCUGGAGAUGGCCGCAGAACUGCAGCACUAUCAAGUGGAGAUGCACAGCGUGCCUGCACAGGUGAGCCAGUCGCCACCACCAGCCCCACCCCCUCCUCCUCCGUACAACCAAAAAUUUGGCUCCCUGGGACUUUCCAGGAAGGACAGUCUGACUAAGGCGCAGCUUUAUGGAACACUUCUGAACUGAAGGACUUUCCAAUCAGGUUGCAUCUUCAAUAGUAGACACAGAGCCCUGGUUUGUUCAGCUACACCUUCUCGUAGUGCAGCCAUUGUGAUGGCUUGAAUAGCAGCCAGGAACGAGUUAUUCAGUAUCAUGAACAUGUAACUAUUGCCGAUCAUUUAAAAGCACUGAUGGCGUGGCAGUGGAUGGCGAUUGUUUACAUUAUAAAUUUCUCAAGGCAGUAAGUCAAGUUAGGGGUCAGAUGUGGGGAAACGGACAAAGAGGAGCUCACAGAGUCCUUAAAACUUUUGAGAAUGUGUAUGUGUUAAACUACAAAUGUACAAAUAUAUACUAACUUAAAAUUGAGUGAUAUAUUUUGUAUGUAGCUGUCAGCAAGAGAUACAUUUAAAAAAAACAGUGCAAAAUCCUAUUGGUAAUUCUGGAACUUGUAAAUAAAAAAAAAAACUUCCACUGCUUUAUUCUAAAAACCCAGAGAGAGGUAUUUUAAUUGCCCCUUGAUGUGCACAGAGAUUUGUUUCAGUCGUUAUUUUUAAUCUGCUGGAACAGCGAUGGCCUUGUGAUGAUUUACAUUGAAAGGAAGCGAAAAAACAAAGACAAAUUAGUACCUUAAAUGAACCAUGAGAAACAUUUGUUUUGUUUUUCCUUCUCUUAAAUGGAUUUGACAGUAUUGAUGGGUGUGUUUUAUUGUUAUUGAUGGAACGUUUUGAUCUGUUUUAGCAGUCAGUAUUACUUUCUUUUUUGCUCUUCUAUAUCCCCCAAGAGAGAGGUUUCCUGUCCCCUUUCUACCUCAGAUUUGGAUGCCCACACCCCACCAAACCACUGUAACCCCGUUUAUUUCACAAUGAUGCAUGUUUAUAUAUUUUGGUUGUUUUGUUCGCCUAAUAAAGCACAAAUUAUACAUACAAACUCCCAGCCUUUAAUGUACACAUUUAGGGAUUUGAAAUGCCGCUGAAUAAAAGCGAUAUCAUGUUUUAAUAUCGCUCCGCUUUCACGCACAGUUGCAUAGCGAUCAGUUGUUGUUUCAAGAUAAUUACAUGUCUGCUGAUCCGCAGUGUUCAGCUGACUGACUGAACCGAGUGGAAGACCUUUCAUUAUUCAGACUCAGAUUGCUGAGUCACUAAGUAGCUCUGCUUUUUCACUGUUGGGAAAAAAAAUGUAAAAAUAGGUUAGUAGAGAAGGAUUUUUGCCAACAAAUUCAGAACAGAGAGGAAGUUUAUUUGUGUUUUCCCAGGAGUCAUCAUCAAGAAAAUACUACAGUAUAAGGAAAUGGAUCAUAUUCUGUGUGUUUGUGAUAUCUAACACACUAAUUUAGAGCUACUAAGGAAAAAUAUAUCAUGGUAUACUCCCCUUUGAUGUAUUAAAAGUGCCACGCCAAGCACUAAAUAAAAAGGGGUUGGACAAAAUACCUAAAAAUA
Oreochromis niloticus (Nile tilapia) is the source of this 3548-nucleotide messenger RNA. Its product is annotated as brain-enriched guanylate kinase-associated protein. Gene Ontology annotation, cellular component: synapse. The record is from RefSeq and is a predicted model, not a curated record. Lineage: Eukaryota; Metazoa; Chordata; Actinopteri; Cichliformes; Cichlidae.